UCCUGCAACGCGGGAGGGUUCAGUUUAGAGGCAGUGUUUUGAAGUCAAGACCCACAAAAUAUAAGAGACUGUAUCCUUGGACAUAACGCGGAGAUUUAUUUCAUCUUCGAGUGAAUAUUGGAUAAACCUGAAUAAAAAUCAACAACAGAGAAACAACUAUGAAGUCUCCUCAACUGAAGUCUCGAGGCAAAGGCAAGUUCACUGAGGAGGACGAUCUGAGUGACGUGCUCGGUGAGUUUGACGCAGUGAUCGAAGAUUUCACGUCACCGGUGGAGAAGAGACACUUUCGAUACGACGAGCAUCUGAAGACCAUGAAGAGGAGAAGCAGCGCGAGUGUCAGUGACAGUGGCAUCAGCGACUCAGAAAGUGCAGAGUCCCUGAACAGAAACAGUUUCAGCUUCAGCGAUGAGAGGCUCAACUCCCCCACAGUCUUCUCCCCCACCUCUCCCGCUCUCAUGUCACCCAAAGCCAAACUGGGAGACACCAAAGAACUGGAGGACUUCAUUGCCGACCUUGACAAAACAUUAGCGAGCAUGUGACACGGAGACGACAACACACAGACCCGUCCUGGAGUGUAGCCAUGAGGGAGCGGGGCAUCUGUCUGGACUUCACCCCCCCCCACCAGCCACCCAAAUCCCCUCCUUCUCACCCUGAUACAGCUGGAUUUGGCACACCAGCUGCCAUGGCGACCACGCCAACUCUGAAUCCCACAGCGAGACCGAAACUCAUCUCCUCCUGUAGUCCGAAUCACUGUCCUGUCAGGAUCGUAUCUCCCCUCCUCUCCUCUUCCUUUCCUCCCCUCCUCCCCACUUCCCUUCCUACCUUCCUUGCCUCCUCCCCCUCGCACUACUGCAGCAUUAGUCUGUAUGCAUACAGAAUACUCAAGGUGUUUGGAGGAAUUCAACGAUUCAAGUGGAGCACCCAUUGGCUAUGUAUCUGUAACUAGUGAUGGUGAAAAAGUUAAGCAGGGUAGCAAAGGAGAGAAGCAAAGGAUGUCAUUAACAGUCAUUGUGACAAUGUCUGCUCCCUCACUAACACACACAGGGCUGUGCUACUUUAAUCAAAACUUGAGCUGAAAGAGUAUUUAAAAAUAGCUUUUUUUUAUAGAAGUAUAUUUGUAAUUUUUAUAGAGCUGGUUAUUGUACAUUUAUCAGUAAUACUUUUUUGGUGAAAUAUAUUUUUGUAUUUUAUGUAAAUAAUGAUUGCGCCAAAUUAUAUUGCUUUGGUAUUAAAAAGCUUCUAUGGAAAGAUUAAGAUUUGGGCUGGACACUUGUUGACUGCUGGUUUCAAGCUUCUAACGAAUGUGAACUUAAAUCAUAAUUUACUUGGAAAAACUGGCCGGUCAAAACAACGUAUUUAAUACAGCUACCAGAGACGACAUUAUUCAUGAAAAUUGAUAAAUAAAAUGAAUAUUUCUAUGGA
This is a messenger RNA of Hypomesus transpacificus, 1422 nucleotides long. It is a transcript of the gene rgcc, whose product is annotated as regulator of cell cycle. Gene Ontology annotation, biological process: regulation of cell cycle. The transcript is spliced from 5 exons. Lineage: Eukaryota; Metazoa; Chordata; Actinopteri; Osmeriformes; Osmeridae. The record is from RefSeq and is a predicted model, not a curated record. Bases 159 to 539 code for a protein of 126 amino acids.